Molecule: messenger RNA, 319 nt
Organism: Staurois parvus
Lineage: Eukaryota; Metazoa; Chordata; Amphibia; Anura; Ranidae
Source: the annotation of a GenBank genome assembly
CUGUGGGGGUGGAUGAGCUGUUAGUAAACAAAACAGUUCUCUUCCCUGUCAGCUCCUGCACACUUCUUUGCAUGGCUCUGCAUAGCACAGUCAGUGAAACACAAACACAGAACUUAUUGUAAAACAGCACACAGUUAACCCUUUGAUUGCCCCAGAUGUUAACCCCUUCCUGCCCAGUGCCAUUAAUACAGUGUUAUUGCUUUUUAUUAGCACUGAUCACUGUAUUGAUGUCACUGGGGAUGUCAGUGACACCAAAUCAGUUCCCCCCCCAGUGUCAGAAUGUCUCCUGCAAUCCCGCAGUCCUGCUAUAAGUCACUGA